AUGAAGCCUCAAGGAGCUGAUGAGCAUAUUUUGAAGUUGAAAGCCUUCCCAUUUUUGUUGGCUGACAAGGCUAAGCAGUGGCUUUAUGAGUUGCCUAGUGGACGAAUUACUUCUUGGGGAGACAUGAUGAAGGCGUUUCUUGAGAAGUACUUUCCUACAUCUCGCAUCAUCAUGUUGAGGAAGAAAAUAAGUGGAAUCCAACAAGGGCAAGAUGAGUCCUACGCAGAUUACUAUGAAAGGUUCAAGUCUCUCACCACUCAAUGCCCUCAACAUGGAAUGAAGAAUGAGACCUUGCUCACUUGUUUCUAUGAUGGGCUCACUAACUUGGAAAGAGACAUGCUAGAUGCAGCUUCUGGUGGAUCUUUUGUUGACAAGGAGCCUGCGGCUGGAAUGAUACUUAUUGAGAAUAGGGCCUUGAAUCAACAACAAUAUGGAAGCUCUAGGCCCAAGACCACCACCAUUCGUGAAAAGGUCCAUGAGGUAAGUACUUUAGCUCAAUUGGAAGAGAAAAUUAACAAACUUACUUCUCUUGUGUCUCAGGGAUCACAUGGACAAGUUAUGGCAUGUGGAGUGUGCUCAAUGCAAGGGCAUAUGUCUGACCAAUGCCCUCAACUCAUGGAAGGAGGAAACUUUGAAGGUGUCAACGCCCUAGGGUUCCAACAAGGGUACCAACGUCCAAGGAAUGACCCAUAUUCUAACACCUACAACCCUGGAUGGAGGGAUCACCCAAAUUUUCGAUGGAGGGACAAUGAAAACUCCCAACAAGCGCAAGCUUCUCAAGCCUUCAAUCAACGUCCUCCUGGCUUCUCCCCAAAGCCUCAGGCUCCUCUAAACCCUACUUCUUUCAAUGCUUCAAAUUCUAAUUCAAAUGUUUCUUCUUCUAAUGAUGAAUUGAUUAAAGCAUUAGCAAAGUCUACUCAAGCUUUACUUGCAGGUCAAAAUAAUCAUGAGAGACAGAUCAACACCAUUGGUACUGACAUGGCAGAGAUGAAGAAGCAAAUGAGCCAAGUAGUGAAGUUCAUGGGGAAAUUUCAUGAGCAAGGUAAGCUCCCAAGUGGCACCAUUCCUAAUCCUCACUUUGAGCAAGCAAAAGCCAUAACAACAAGGAGUGGAAGGACCACCAUAGACCCCCCUAUGACGUCAAAAAAGAACCAGGUUGUCCAAGAAGAUGAGGAGGACGUUAUUGUCCUGAAGAAUGACAAGGAAGAAGAUCCUGCAACGCAGAAAAAGGAGAGCAUGACGCCAACUUCAAAAGGAAAGGAUAAAAGUGGAUCUGCAACGUCCAGGAUUGAAACUGACCUUGCAAUCCCAGAAUCUGCUAUGCCCAGGAUUGAAAGCUCAUUGCAAUCCCCAACGAAACCAGAAACCAAAGGUAAUUUGUCUAACUCUUCAGUUCCAGUUAUUACUAAUGCUUUCCUUUCUCCUAUGCCUUUUCCUCGCAAAUUUGCUAAAUCCAAACAAGAAGAAAGCGACAUGGCUGUUUUGGAUACUUUUAAAAAAGUGCAGGUCAACAUUCCCCUUCUUGAAGCUAUAAAGCAAGUGCCCAAAUAUGCAAAGUUUUUGAAGGAGCUGUGUACAACAAGAAGGAGAAUUCGAGAAAAGGAGGUUGUGAAGGUGAAUGAGAAUGAGGGGGCAAAACCAACUAGAGAGGCUCAACGUCGUCUCAACCCUCCAAUGAUGGAAGUUGUGAAAAAGGAAGUCAUCAAAUUGCUAGACUGUGGCGUCAUAUACCCUAUUUCGGACAGUAAAUGGGUCUCACCAGUUCAAGUUGUGCCAAAGAAGUCCGGAAUAACGGUUGUGAAGAAUGAAGAGAAUGAACUUGUGCCCCAAAGAACCGUGACUGGCCAUAGAGUCUGCAUCGAUUAUAGGAAGCUUAACGCCACCACCAGGAAAGACCACUUUCCUUUACCAUUCAUCGAUCAAAUGCUUGAGAGGUUAGCUGGUCAUUCUUUUUAUUGUUUCCUUGAUGGUUAUUCUGGUUAUAAUCAAAUAUGCAUAGCUCAAGAGGAUCAAGAGAAAACAAAUUUCACUUGUCCUUUUGGCACUUUUGCUUACCGUCGAAUGCCAUUUGGACUUUGCAAUGCCCCAGGUACGUUUCAAAGAUGCAUGCUCAGUAUUUUUUCUGAUUAUGUUGAGAAAAUAAUUGAAGUUUUCAUGGAUGAUUUUAGUGUUUUUGGGGAUAGCUUCGAAAAUUGCUUAGGAAACCUAGAAUUAAUCUUGAAACGUUGCAUUGAAACUAACCUUGUUUUAAAUUGGGAAAAAUGUCACUUCAUGGUUACUCAAGGUAUUGUUCUAGGGCAUAUUGUUUCUUCUAGGGGAAUAGAAGUAGAUAAAGCUAAAUUUGAUCUUGUUCACUACUUACCCUCUCCCACUUCUGUGAGAGAGGUUCGUUCUUUUCUUGGACAUGCAGGAUUUUACAGACGCUUUAUAAAGGACUUCUCCAAAAUUGCAAGACCCCUAUGUCGACUUUUGCAAAAGGAGGUGACGUUUGAAUGGAAUGAUGAAUGCCAAGUUGCGUUUGAGAAAUUAAAGGAGCUUUUGACCUCCGCUCCUAUCAUGCUUCCUCCGGAUUGGUCCUUACCUUUUGAGCUCAUGUGUGAUGCUUCAGAUUAUGCAGUAGGCGCAGUACUUGGUCAAAGAAAAGAGAAAAAGCCUUAUGCCAUCUACUACGCCUCUCGAACUUUGAAUGAUGCUCAAUUGAAUUAUUCGACUACAGAAAAAGAAUUAUUAGCUGUUGUUUUUGCUUUGGAUAAAUUUAGAUCUUAUUUACUUCAAACUAAAGUUGUUAUUUAUACUGAUCAUGCAGCUUUGAAGUAUUUACUCUCAAAGAAGGAAGAAAAACCGAGACUAAUUCGAUGGAUUCUUCUUCUACAAGAAUUUGAUGUCGAAAUUAAGGACAAAAAGGGGAGUGAAAAUGUCGUUGCAGACCAUUUGAGCCGCCUUGUACAUGGUGAGGACGCCAUACCUCUUGUGGAAACUUUUCCGGAUGAGCAACUCUUCGGAAUUGAGGUAAGUGAACCUUGGUAUGCAGACAUAGUCAAUUUCUUAGCAACUAAAAAAAUACCAAACACGUUGUCAAGUUCUAUGCAUGCAAAACUUAAAAAGAAUGCUAGGCAAUAUGUUUGGGAUGAUCCUUAUCUUUGGAAAUUUUGUGCGGAUGGUAUAAUUCGACGUUGUGUGCCUGACAGUGAAACUAGUGGACAAGCUGAGGUGUCCAAUCGUGAGAUCAAGAAGAUUUUGGAGAAAACGGUUAGCCCAAGUCGCAAGGAUUGGAGUCAAAGGCUAGAUGACGCCUUGUGGGCAUACCGGACAGCGUAUAAGACGCCAAUAGGGAUAAGUCCCUUUAGGUUGGUGUACGGGAAAGCCUGCCAUCUACCUAUGGAAUUGGAACAUCGAGCUUGGUGGGCGGUGAAGAGCUUUAACAUGGACUUAGACGAAGCUGGGAUUCAUAGGAAGCUUCAACUGAAUGAGUUGGAAGAAAUACGUAAUGAUGCAUACGAGAGCUCACAGAUUUAUAAAGAGAAAACUAAGGCCUUUCAUGACAAGAUGAUUCGUGGCAAAACAUUCAUAGCAGGCCAAAAAGUUUUAUUGUUUCACUCUCGUCUCAAACUCUUUCCAGGUAAGCUUCGCUCACGUUGGGUUGGCCCUUUUGUUGUUACUUAUGUUUUUCCCCACGGAGCUGUGCAGAUUCGAAGUGAGCAAACAGGCAAUGAGUUCAAGGUGAAUGGUCAUCGCUUGAAGCCAUAUUACGAAGCCUUUAAGGAGAGCAACGUGGAGGAAGAGGACCUUCAUGACACACCACCUCCCACGGAUUAA
Messenger RNA from Rosa rugosa (rugosa rose), 3816 nucleotides. RefSeq lists its product as uncharacterized. The record is from RefSeq and is a predicted model, not a curated record. Gene Ontology annotation, molecular function: nucleic acid binding. Bases 1 to 3816 code for a protein of 1271 amino acids. Lineage: Eukaryota; Viridiplantae; Streptophyta; Magnoliopsida; Rosales; Rosaceae. The transcript is spliced from 3 exons.